CGCUUUGAGGCUCCUCAGCUCUGGUGGUUCAAAUUGACUCAAAUAUCACCGCAGUGAAGACACACAAUGGACCAGAACAUACCACGGACUCACUGUUGAAAGACUUAAUGUGUAUGCUACACACUGUGCAGCUUUUCCCGGUGUGAGGACAGAGAGAUACUACACAUAGUUCGGACAGACUCAUUUCUUUUCUUUUCCAACUUUCUGCCAGUGACACAGAUUGUUAUCGGACAUCGAUCUGCAUCACUUGAGAGCUCAUCAUGCCUCCCACAACCCCGUAUGCUGGAAAGUUCAGCUCUUGUGCUUCAUACAGCAACAACAACAACCAUCCUCAGCCUCAUAGUCCUUAUCGCAGCUGCAGCACCCCAAAACCAGUGAAGGACAGCGUCUACAACUGUGCCUACUCAGCAGCAGAAAACCCCUAUGACAUCCCACAGCCUCGCAGUACGUACCGUAGUUCCUCUGUCUCUUCUGCGACCAUGAAGGAGCAUCAUUACAGCAGCAGCUGCGCAGGUUCAGAGAAUCCUUACUCCUCACCUCAGCUUCAGAGCCCUCACCAGCACAGCACUUCCUGUCCAGGCCGUGCAUACCGUCACACCAGCAGCAGCAGUGGCAGCCAGCAGUCCUAUUGUACCAGCAGCACUGCAGCGAAAGCUCGACUUUAUGGACACGGCAUCACCGCAAGCUAUGGCGAGAUGUGUUACCAUGAUAACAGUUUGGUUUCAGCUUCCCUGGAGGCACUGAUCCAGCACCUGGUCCCCACAGUGGACUACUACCCAGAUAGGUCAUACGUGUUCACCUUUUCCCCCCUCUUCCUGCCCCCAUACGAGCUAAUGACGAGGGUUUGUCACCUGUGUGUGGAGCAGCAGCGGUCUGGAGACGCCCUGCUGGAUAAGAUCCGUUUCCGUGAGGUGGCACCUAAACUGGUGCAGCUGCUGACUGAGUGGACGGAGACAUUUCCAUACGACUUUAGAGACGAGAGGAUGAUGCGCUGCCUCAAGGACAUGACACACCAUGUGGCCCGAGGGGAUGAGUAUUCUUGGCGUGCCAUGCAGCAGAUGACCCAGCGGCUGAUCAAACGCCUGUCAGCCCUAGGCCAGUACGAGGAAGCUGUGGCUGCGCUUAACGCCGUGGCGAUGGAGCGGCCCGCUUCUCUGAGAAGCAAACAGGCCUCAGGUCAGAGAAGCGACGUACUGAGCAUGUGCGAUGACCCUUUUGUCCUCGCUCAGCAGCUCACACACAUAGAACUGGACAGACUGAGUUUUAUUGGCCCUGAGGAGUUCAUCCAGACAUUUGCCAUGAAGGAUCCUCUGGAGAACCAUAAGGGUUUCUUCCGGAAGCGUAAAACCAGUAACCUGGAGGCCUACAUCAGCUGGUUCAACAGACUGAGUUACCUGGUGGCCACUGAGAUCUGUAUGCCAAUGAAGAAGAAACAAAGAGCACGGAUCAUAGAGUUUUUCAUCAAUGUGGCCCAGGAGUGUUUCAACAUUGGCAACUUCAACUCCCUCAUGGCCAUCAUCACUGGGAUGAACAUGAAUCCUGUUGCUAGACUGAAGAAAACCUGGAGUAAAGUCAACACUGACAAGUUUGAAAUCCUGGAGCACCAGAUGGACCCAUCCAGUAACUUCAGUAACUACCGCACUGCGCUCCGUGGUGCUACCCAGAGGUCUGAGACUGCACACAGCAGCCAGGAGAAGAUUGUGAUUCCUUUCUUCAGUCUUCUCAUUAAAGACAUCUACUUUCUGAAUGAAGGCUGUGCCAGCAGGCUGCCCAAUGGGCACAUUAACUUUGAGAAACUGUGGGAGUUGGCAAAGCAAGUGAGUGAGUUCCUGGUUUGGCGUCAGGUGGUUUGUCCAUUCGACAGAGACCGCCGAAUUCUCCAGUACCUCGUAACCACCCCUGUCUUCAGUGAAGACGAGCUGCAUCUGGCCUCAUAUGAAAGUGAAGGGCCCGAGAACAACAUAGAGAAAGACAGUCGUCGUUCUCUUAGAUCCUCCCUUCUGCAUCGAGAGAAUCGGUCUUAAGAGAAAGGCUGUCUCCUCUGCUCUACAGACUCUAAAUUAGAUGUUUUAAAGCUACAGAUUCCUCCACACUAUCUUAUGGACAUAUUUUAUCAAUCCAAUAGCCAUGGACUGGGACAAACACUGAUAUACAGAGCAACAAAUGCAACUGGGCCCAAACUCUCACACAUAAACAUAUCACUGCUUUUUGGGCUUUGAGAUCACUAGGAGCACACAUAACUGGUAAAUCAAACACUAUAACAAUCUGUGAUGAAAUUCAUCUAGUGCCAAAGAAUGACAUCUGUAGUUAUUACUGUAGCCCUCUGUUCUACAAAUCAUCAUGGACUGAAGUCAUUUUGGGACCUAAUGGCCCACCAGGACAGCUCAGAUUAAUGACUGCAUCAUCAGCUGUACUUCUUCUUCAGCAUCUCCUCUAAGGCACUUACAAGCCGCCAGACGACUCCAAAAUUAGCCAAAAGUGUAUGGAUUUUAUUUUUAUCUCCAGUGGCCCUUCAUCAUGGUUGUAGUGUAAAAGGACUCAAACUGUGGACUCAUGAAUGGUUGUCUGAUUCAUAAUUUUGGAUGUGACUGGCUAUACUGCAGUAUUAGCACUGCUUCUCUGUGGAUAUUUUGGUUCAAUCAAAAACCACAAAAGAAGAGUUGGUUAACACUGAUUUGUAUUAUAAAUAAUGGGCUAACAGCUCCUUUUAGAAGUAGGAUUGCUACUUGUCAUCUUGUUGAGUGAUUCAUUUGAACUCCAAUAUUCAGAACAGAACAUUUGCUCCUAUUUUGCACAUAGCAGCAAUUUCUAUCUGUUUCAUAGUCAUUCAAGCCUUUUGUCUAAUUUGAAGGCUGCACAUCAGCCACAUAUGUGUUUCCAAACACAUUUUAGAGACAGUUUUUGUCAGCAAUGUGUUAUUUGGUUCUAGGCAUUUUGCGAUGUGUGCACUUUUGACUGCAUAUUGGUGAUGCAAAAUUGUGCAAGUGGCAGCAACAUUAUGCUAAUAGUGCAAGUUAAAUCAAAAUGCACUUCUGUGGUUUCUUGUGUAUUGUAUUAUAGGAUUUGACGAGUCCAACCUUAAGGCAUCUUUCUAUACAGUAUUAAGUUUAAUUUUGUAUCAGAAAA
Monopterus albus (swamp eel) is the source of this 3126-nucleotide messenger RNA. Its product is annotated as ras-GEF domain-containing family member 1B-B-like. Gene Ontology annotation, biological process: Ras protein signal transduction. Gene Ontology annotation, cellular component: plasma membrane. The record is from RefSeq and is a predicted model, not a curated record. Lineage: Eukaryota; Metazoa; Chordata; Actinopteri; Synbranchiformes; Synbranchidae. Gene Ontology annotation, molecular function: guanyl-nucleotide exchange factor activity.